This is a messenger RNA of Glycine soja, 459 nucleotides long. RefSeq names its product probable WRKY transcription factor 15. Lineage: Eukaryota; Viridiplantae; Streptophyta; Magnoliopsida; Fabales; Fabaceae. Bases 1 to 459 code for a protein of 152 amino acids. The transcript has 2 exons. The record is from RefSeq and is a predicted model, not a curated record.
AUGGUCAUGGAGCUUAUGACGGGAUAUCGAGACAACAAUUUCAUGGAAGAUAAUGCGGUUUGUGAAGCUGCGUCGAGGCUAGAGAGCGUCGAGAAACUCAUCAAUUUGUUGUCGCAGACCCAACAACAAUUCCAGACAACAUCUAAUUCAACCUCAAACUCAAAGUCUUCCAUGGAAAACAUCGAUACCGACUACAAAGUUGCCGCUGAUGUGGCCAUCUCUAUGUUCAAGGUUAUUUCACUUCUGGGCCACACUAGAACCGGUCACACGUGUUUCAAAAGAGCCCCUAUUGCUCCCCCUUCUACACCUACGGAACCUAGGGACCUCGAUCAUGGUGUAGUUGAUGCGGUUCUCGAGGUCAAGGAGGAGGUGGUGGUGGUCUUGCUCACAUCACCCUUGUCGGAGGUGAUGACGGAGACAUUGGUGGUGGAGCCGGAGAGCUCAGGCUUGCGGUUCUAG